Messenger RNA from Eutrema salsugineum, 1350 nucleotides. Its product is annotated as transcription factor NAI1. The record is from RefSeq and is a predicted model, not a curated record. The transcript has 4 exons. NCBI's taxonomy places the organism in Eukaryota, Viridiplantae, Streptophyta, Magnoliopsida, Brassicales, Brassicaceae. Gene Ontology annotation, molecular function: protein dimerization activity. The coding region runs from base 83 to 1039 and encodes 318 amino acids.
AAAGCAUUCUUACUCCAAAUUCCAAAAUAGCAUAAAAGAAACUCUAAAUAGCUCCUCUCUAUACAACUUUCUGCUAAGGCCAAUGGAAGAUUCGAACUUUAUGGAUUUAAUGAUUGACACAGACGAGUAUCUGAUUGAUGAUUGGGAAUCCGAUUUCCUUGGUGAAACUACUGAUCAUUUGAACACGGAACCGGGUUCGGGAUCCGAAUCCGGAUCCGGAUUGAAGCUGGUAUCUGAGAGACCAACAAAGCAAAUGAAAGUCAACUCAACAUCUUCUUCUCCAUCUUCUUCUUCUUCCGGUUCGCUCACAUCCCCACGAGUGAUCUCGUUCGGGUCUCCAGACCCGAAGAUGAACGUGAUCGAGACAUCCUUGAACUUCUCCAACAUAGCAAACAUGGAUCAGAAAGUGGGGUCCAAAAGAAAAGACUGUGGUAAUAACGGAGGAAAAAGAGAGCCACAUCUAUUGAAAGAACAUGUUUUGGCUGAACGUAAACGUCGACAAAAGCUCAGUGAACGUUUGAUUGCUCUCUCUGCUCUUCUUCCUGGCCUCAAAAAGGCGGACAAGGCAACGGUUCUUGAAGACGCGAUCAAGCAUUUGAAACAUCUUCAAGAACGAGUAAAAAAGCUAGAGGAAGAGCGAGUAGGAAUCAAGAAAAUGGAUCAAUCGGUUAUAUUGGUGAAGAGAUCUCAAGUGUAUAUAGACGAUGAUACUUCAUCUUAUUCUUCUACUUGCUCUGCCGGUUCUCCUCCGUCUUCUUCCUUAGACGAAGUUUCGAUCUUGAAGCAGACGAUGCCAAUGAUCGAAGCCCGAGUUUCAGACAGAGAUUUGCUGAUUAGGAUUCAUUGUGACAAGAACAAAGGUUGUCUGAUUAAGAUCUUGGGUUCAUUGGAGAAGUUUCGUCUUGAAGUAGUCAAUAGUUUUACUUUACAAUUUGGAAAUUCAACUCUCGUUAUCACCAUUCUCUCUAAGAUGGACAACAAUUUUGCUCGACCUAUUGAAGAUGUCGUGAAGGACAUAAAACUUGCAUUAGCGGAAUAAUAUUUUUUCUUAACCGCUAUGUGAAUUUCGCAGCGGUUAAACGUGCGAUUUGAUCUCCAAUUUUACGCGUUGGAUAAUAAAAUCAGAGUGAGGCAUGAGAUAUGGGAUUUGUUGAGUGGAAUAAGCUGGAUUAGUGUGUCUACCUAAUUAUGGCUGGUUUGCUAUUUUUUUCCCAAUAUCAAUGGUUCGAUUUUAAUAAGGGAUCCUUUUAAUAAUGAAGAUGGAAGAGUUAUAUCAAAUAUGUCAACUUUAUCAUCAAUCAUUUUACCAAACAAACUUUAUCAUCAAUAAAAUGAUUAGAUACUUGUUCC